CAUAACGUUAGUCGGUGUAUAAGUGAGAGCACUAGUUAUGAGAAAACCAUAUGGGAGAGAAUAGAGAUAGAACUUGAGGAAAUAAAUGUGAAGAACCUUAGAUUUGAUCGUCUGAUUUGUUCAGGCGUUCUGGAUAUCAAGUCAGAACUCUUUACAGAUAUACCAGGAUCA
This is a messenger RNA of Funneliformis geosporum, 171 nucleotides long. NCBI's taxonomy places the organism in Eukaryota, Fungi, Glomeromycota, Glomeromycetes, Glomerales, Glomeraceae. The record is from the annotation of a GenBank genome assembly.